Molecule: messenger RNA, 1286 nt
Organism: Mucor mucedo
Lineage: Eukaryota; Fungi; Mucoromycota; Mucoromycetes; Mucorales; Mucoraceae
Exons: 3
Coding region: 100-1236 (378 amino acids)
Biological process (GO): regulation of transcription by RNA polymerase II
Molecular function (GO): RNA polymerase II cis-regulatory region sequence-specific DNA binding; DNA-binding transcription factor activity, RNA polymerase II-specific
Source: RefSeq, a predicted model, not a curated record
AUUUUCUUUUACUUUUUCCUUGGGAAGGGGGUACAAUACAUAUUCACAGACACUUUUUAAAAAAGCCCUUGAUUAUCCAUCAUUUUCCCUUUUUAUUUGAUGCACAGCAUGAAUAAUAAUAUGAGCACAGUUGAUUUGCAAAAUCAUAACCAUCUCUAUGACCGUAACCAUAUGCAUCAUAGCACUUUAAUGAUGAUGUCAAUGAAGUCCGAAGAAGAUGAUAUGGACUUUCACGACAACAAGUCCGAAACUUCUUCUCGAAGUGGAGGAGGAGGAGGCAAAUCCAAGGUCUUUCAAUGUACAGGCUACGGUGAAUGUAGCAUGGUAUUCACCAGAUCUGAACAUUUAGCACGUCAUAUGAGAAAACACACUGGAGAGAAACCAUUCAAAUGCGUUGUCCCCGGUUGUGAACGAAUGUUUAGUAGAUUUGACAAUAUGAUGCAACAUACGCAAACCCAUAACAAGUCUCGAGGAGGCAAUGGCAACGGCAACGGCAACGGUGGAAAUGGAGGUUCUCGACGACCCAAGGCAAAGACAAAACGAGGAGGUGGUAAAAAAUCAUCUUGUUCUCGUCGUGCUAGCUCUUCUGAUGACUAUGAUGAAUACGCCUUGCCUUCACCUCCUCCCUCUCGUCGCUCAUCGGCCCUCAAUAUGAUGACAGAAGAGCACCAAAUUAUAUUACCUAAUCCUAAAUACGUAGAACUCGAUGAGGAAGACAUGACAGAUGAAGAACAUCAAGAGGCCAAUAAAAUCAUAUCAUUUCAUUCUCAUGAAAAAAGCGCUCGUUAUCCAGACUCGCCUGCUUCUUCUUCAGACUCUUCUUCUUAUGAUCAUUAUUUUUUCACUCAACCCAUUCGUCGUAGAAGGUCUGCACCACGUAUUCACUAUCAACCUUAUCCGUAUAAUGAACUCCAUCACCAAGAAGAAAUAAUCCCGGUUUUACCUCGCCGUAAUUCUGCUUUAUCUCAAUUAGCCACCUAUCUUGUAAAUAACCCAGACCAAUCUCCUGAGAGCUAUCUCCUUCAACAACAACAGCAACAACAGGGUUCUUCUCCGCCAACGUUGGCAAUGACACGUCGACUGUCUAUGCAAGACUUAUCAAACCCGAUUGAAGCUCUCGAUCAUGUAAACCAUCCCAUUCAGGAAGAAGAAGGCAUUGACUUGACAGAAGAUGAAUAUCAAGCCAUUCAAGGCUUUGGUCAAUUUUAUCGUUCGGCCAUUACUUGUAACAAGUAAUCUUAUAAAAAAAAAAAAAAACUUUUUUAUUCUGUAUAUAUUUCAUUACC